Dichotomopilus funicola is the source of this 1317-nucleotide messenger RNA. RefSeq lists its product as uncharacterized. The transcript has a single exon. Lineage: Eukaryota; Fungi; Ascomycota; Sordariomycetes; Sordariales; Chaetomiaceae. The record is from RefSeq and is a predicted model, not a curated record. Bases 1 to 1317 code for a protein of 438 amino acids.
AUGGUGCCGAUGCGCCUGUUGUUCGCGGCCCUCGUGGCCUUUCUCGCUUUCGCGGUCGGCUCGCCGACCACAAUCUCGGCACUCCUGGGAGCGCCCCCGGCGGCCUCCUCCGCCUUCUCUGUCGUCCUCGCGGCGGCUUUCUCUCUGGUCGCCGCGAUGGCGACCACGACUCUCGCUCGCGGCCUCGGCCGCUCUCGGUUCUCGCUCCGGGCACUGGCAUCGCUCGCCAUGCCCGCCCUUCUCCUCUCGGCCGUCCUCUUCGUCGGCCCUGCUUCUGCGGCUCCGUGGAGCACUGACCUCUGCGUCAGGCCCACGUCGGUUGGUGCGUCCUCCGAGGGCGCACCGUUCACCCUCCUCGCGGAGGCCGGCUCUUCCGUCCGGAUGUUGCGACUCUUCCGCAACAACGGUCGGGAUGGCUACCUCCGUGGUCUGGUUGUCGUCUUCUCGGACGGCACCGAAAUGCGCGCCGGCGUCCGCAAAGACCAAUUUGCGGAGCUGACUCUGGAGGACGAUGAGGUCAUCACCGGGAUGACCUUGUGGUCCUUCACGCCACGCCACCGGUGGACCAAGUCCGCCAAAUCGGGUCCCCGUGUCGGCCGCAUCGACGUGUCGACAAACCAGCGCUCGUGGGGUUACGGCGUUGACAGCACGGCCAAGCUAUCCAGCAAGGCUGUCAACGUCGGCUCCGGGUUGCUGGUCGGUUUCCAGGGUCGCGCCGGCGAUGACCUGGACCAGGUUGCCCCCGUCUUCCUCCGGACUCUGGAGAGCUCCGUCGUCGACGACAUCGUCUUCGACAAGCCCGCCGGUUCCGAGGGACUUCGCCUGGUGACCCUCCGAGAGGGCACCGCCGUCUUUGCCGGAACGCCAUACUCGUGGCAGUUUUCCGGCUCCGAAUCCCGGGACGCCUCGACGGCCUUCGCCAGCUCGACAACGAACGCGCUGACGAUCGGGACGACGUUCAAGGGUGCCGCGCUCCCCGCCAUCAUCGACGGGGGCAUCGAGGCCUCUUGGACCUUCACCGCCGGCACGACGAUCACCCGGACCCUCGACCGUUCGGCCACUCUGUCGUGGAGCACGUCCAUCGACAUCAGCGAGAGUAAUCCCGCUGUGACGUGCUCAGCCAUGGUUUGGGAAGGUCACCUCCGGCUCCGCUGGACGGGGACCCAGACCGUGGUUGCUGGUGGUGCCGUUUCGUCUUUCCCUGCGACGGGGAUCCUCAACCACGUCGCCUACGGAAAGGUCGAGACGUCCUGCCGUCCCGCCGCCGCCGUUUCGUCGUCGUCCUCCCGCCGCGUCCGCCGCGCCUUCGCGGCUUAG